Messenger RNA from Bombyx mandarina (wild silkworm), 3080 nucleotides. Its product is annotated as ADAMTS-like protein 4. The record is from RefSeq and is a predicted model, not a curated record. Gene Ontology annotation, biological process: proteolysis; extracellular matrix organization. Gene Ontology annotation, molecular function: metalloendopeptidase activity. Gene Ontology annotation, cellular component: extracellular matrix. NCBI's taxonomy places the organism in Eukaryota, Metazoa, Arthropoda, Insecta, Lepidoptera, Bombycidae.
AGCAACACGCACGGACGUACGGUCUACAGGCGCAGGCGUGUUUCCCGCCCUUACGCUAAAGCGCGCGUAUUUAAAUUUUGACGUUCACCUGUAAUUUUAAUAAAGCAUAGACAAUUUAUGAUAUGCAAAUCUAGUGUAUUCAAAAUAUCGUAAAACACCUCUCGUUAAUAGGCACACGUUAAUUAAGGAAACAUGAAAAAUUAUCGUUCUCAACGGUAUGGUGAAAAUUAUCAGCCAAGGUGUAACGUGACGCCAUAAACUAUGGACAUAAAAAGUGGCAUAUUUUUAAAACACGACGUUUCAGAAACUAUAAACAUUUUUAUUUAACGUAUAUUAAAAUGAUUAGAGACAAGUUCAAAUUUAAUGUCAGUAAAAGUUUAUAGUGUAUUAAAAUGGAGAACGGGCAGUUUCUGUGGGAUUUGUUUUGGAUAGCUGCUCUAUUGCAAAUCGUGAUGACAGAUUCAACAACAAAUAACACAACAACUAUGGCGCCGACACAGAUGACAACAGCGGAACCUCCAAGUUCAGGUUACGCGUGGAGCGUAUGGGGUCGAUGGAGUCCUUGCUCUAGGACCUGCGGCGGUGGUGUGUCAGUACAAGAGCGACAGUGCCUGCCAAGGUUAUUGACAGCACCUCGUAAUCUUCAAGUGAACAGUAACGAAACGACACCUGUCCUAACAGUUCGAGUUACAAGACAAAUCAACAAAGGAUGCCUUGGGGUCGACAGAAGAUACCACGAGUGCAACACACAGCCUUGUGCAGGAGGCGUUCUGAAUACGCGCGCAGAACAAUGUAGUUCCUUUGAUAGAAGACCAUUUAGAGGAAGGUUUUACACAUGGAUUCCAUAUGUUGACGGUAAUGCGCCAUGUGCUUUGAAUUGUAGGCCUAUGGGUCAACAAUUCUACGCGACUCUGUCCAUAGUUGACGACGGCACCCCUUGUACUGAAGACGGACUCCCUGCUAUUUGUGUGCAGGGUACUUGUAAGGUAAUCGGACGGGAGUCUGUAUUAGCAGGCAGCAAUUCUCGGGAGCUGAGAUGUGGAAGAAGGCUCGUUUCAGGAUUGUUCUCGAAACCUCGACUGCCACUGGGCUACACUUUUGUAGCGACCGUCCCAAGGGGAGCAUGCCGGAUUAAUGUGACAGAAUUAGCUUCAAGCGAAAAUUAUAUCGCCCUGAGGCUGUCGAAUAGCUCGUAUAUAUUAAAUGGAGAGUUUGCCGUGAGUGCUCCAGGAAUGUAUGAGGCGGCUGGAGCCAGAUUUCUUUAUACCCGUACCGCUGGACUGGACAAUGUGCAUGCAAAUGGACCCAUAUAUCAUCCUAUUGAUAUUAUGAUUCUUUAUACUCAACCAAAACCGAACAUUAAAUAUGAAUACUUUACGGACUCUCCGAUUGAUGAAGGUGAUGAAGCUAGGCCAGAAAUACCAGAUGUCGUACCAGCUAUUAUUACUAAACAUACAAGGAGACAUCACAGUUUUGAUGCUUAUCCCAGGGCAACAGGGAAUAUACCUAGACAUUUAGAUCAUCCGAGCACUUCCAAUGAACAAACGAGUGUUGAAACUGGCCUCGAGGCAAAUGUAAUCGGCAACAGAAAAUUCUUGUGGAGAAUUUUGUCAUUCACCCAAUGCACAAGAAGCUGUGGUGGCGGCAUUCAGUUAGGAAAGUAUAGGUGUGUAGAAUCAACAAGCUCUGGAGAUCGAGAGGUAUCAUCGGUCCAUUGUACUGGAUCACCUCCAGUCGGUCGGAGACGACGAUGUGGUAAUGUGCCCUGUCCACCAAGAUGGAGGGCGGCCUCCUGGUCUCCUUGUCCCCGAUGUGGACCUGCCACUCGGACAAGGAUAGUAGGAUGUGUACAGGAUCACUCUAAAGGAAUUACCAAGAUAAGUGACCACAAAUGUCCACCUCCAAAGCCACCCACAACAGAAAUGUGUAACAUCCCAAGCUGCGAUGACCUAAGUUUGGGCCCGGUUAGACGUAUUGAAUCAAAGAGAACUCGAAACAAGGAACUCACCGACACAUUCCGCGAAGGCCCCGUCUAUACCGUAUCCAUCAAUACUACUGAAUCCGAAAUCGGCCCAGAAUAUAGUUUUAAUGCGGCAGCUGGCUGGCUUUACACCGAAUGGUCGGAGUGUAUCGGGUGGUGUGUCGGUGGUGGCGUGCAAACAAGAGGAGUGCGUUGUACUGAUCCUUCAGGAUGUGCUCCAAGAAAGGAACCUCAAACAAGCAGAAGCUGCUCGCCUGCCCUGUCAUGCGAGUCUUCAGAAGGGCAAUGGUUUACUGGUGACUGGUCGCGUUGCACUUCAAAGUGCAAAGGACGACAGAUUCGCGGUGUUCUGUGCAUCGGUGGCACAGGUAGGCAUCUUCGUGAUUCGGCAUGCAAGGACCCUAAGCCUGAUCACGUAAGGGAAUGCGGCGCCGACUGCCCUCCCACUUGGUACUUCAGCGAUUGGGGCAAGUGCACAGGGAACUGUACAUCUGAAGUAGGUUUACAAACGCGAUCAGUAAUCUGUGCUCACCCUGAAACCAACGCCACGGGCGGUGAAGGUGAUUGCAAGACUGCGAGACCUCAUGAGCAGAAAUCUUGCGAAAUGCGCUGUCCUACCAUUUCUACUCUACCGCCAGAUUUGACUAUCGAAUCUCAAAAAGUCGUUACUUCGAGUAAUCGGCCUCCCAUUAUUAGAGAAACCGGACCUAGAGAAUGCGAAGAUAAACUGAACAACUGUUUCCUGGCGGUUCAAGCUCGCCUUUGUCAUUAUAACUUCUACGUACAGAACUGCUGUAAUUCCUGCAAAGGACUGUGAAAGUACUGUUCAUUCUACGAUGAAGUAAAUGAACGGUAUCACAACUUUAUGAAUGAAUUUCACAAUAAAAGCGGGCAGCGUCGUACUGUUCCUGCACUUCAUAGCAUUACCUGUCAUAAUAAGGUAUUCGUCAUUCAUCAGUAGUUUCAUAAUCAUUUUUAGAAUAUAACGCGAUUGAAUAUGUUUCAUAAAUAUUUUGUAGUGUAGAAAAUUUAAUUGAAAAUAUAAAUUGACUCGACCGUGAUUUUUAUCCGUUAUUUUAAUAAAAUAAAUUUAGUAUUA